Molecule: messenger RNA, 1572 nt
Organism: Symbiodinium pilosum
Lineage: Eukaryota; Dinophyceae; Suessiales; Symbiodiniaceae
Source: the annotation of a GenBank genome assembly
AUGGCUCUCCUUCGGUGUUUCCUGUGCCUAGCAACCGUAUCUUCACAUGGGGCCAUUCCGACUUCCCAGAGCUGGCAAUCUGACUGCAUCUCCAUAGGGCCCGAAGAAGGCUUCGCAGACGGGACAUCUGGACAUCUGGAGGAGACCAUCCAAGUCAAGCUGUUGCAGGUGGAAACCAAGCUGGGGAGGACCUCAGAUGAUGUCGCUCUCCCGUCUCCACCACCUUUGCCGCCUCCAAAGCGGCAGUCUCUGACUCUGAGCAUCCUGGAGCAAGCCGAGCAUCACUUCGUGCCUAUCUUCACAUCGAUUCUGCUGCCUCACGCGUUUGCAUUUUGUGUCGCGCAGUUUCUGGUGAGGCGGCACCGUGGAAAGCAAGCGGAGUUUCUCAAGGAAGCGUCGGAAGAAGAUAACAGUCCACGAAGCUUCUCAUACAUCAUCUCGCGAGUGGCCCCGAUGUGGGCCAUCCAUGCCUUGUCAAUUUUUGCAUAUGGCGCCUCUUCGCCAAGUUUGGAUUACAUGUAUUUGAAUUCUUUUGCUCAGCGGUACUCCAGCAGUUCUCAUGUCGAUUGCUCAAGCCAGAUGGAAUCCUCAGCGUGCACCCAAGCUGUGAUGGAUGUUAUGCAGUUGAAAAUUGCGAAAGGUUUCGCUCACCCGGUGAUUCAAUUCUGUACCGGGCCAGCACUUGGUGCCAUCAGCGACGCUUUUGGUAGGCGACCUGCAGUCCUCUGUAUUCGAGUUGCCUUGCUUCUUCCCACCGUCGCAGCAGCAGCUGUUGCAUGGUUCGACCUCUCCAUUUGGUUAGAUUUUGCGGUUCAAUUCAUUGGCAUGGUUCCCUACGAGCCCAUUCCCAUUGCUUGGUAUAUGGACCGAAUUGACCAUACCCCAAGUUUGGUCAUUGCCACAUCCAUGGUGGAGAGCUCCUGCAUUCUUGCUUCAAUUUUGGGAUCACUCUUUGGCAGUAUGCUGAGCCUGCAGAGCGCUAUGCUUCUGGGCAUGCUGGGCAAGAUGACCUGUCUGCUCCUCGCUAUAUUUUGCUUACCGGAAUCCUUGCCUGAGGAGAAGAGGGUCAAGUUUACUUGGUCCAGCCUUUUUCCAACGGCUGCACUGCGGGUACUUUUCCAAAGUCCUCUGGUCGAGAAGCUCACGGCCCUGGGAAUCUUCGAUUCCUUCCACUAUACAGGCUUCUAUACCUUGGCAAACCAGUUUUUGCAGCAGCGACUUGCGUGGUCCCGCCACGAGACGUAUGUCAACGGCAUGCUGGAGCAGGCUUCUCAGAUGCUUUGGCUUACAGUGGGAGUGGUGACACUGUGGCCGCAUUUAGGACAAGUGGGCAUCAUUGCAGCGAGCACGGCUGCAGCUGUUGUGUCUAACCUGGCUCUCAUGAUGUCGACUGAGCGCUGGCAGGUCAACCUGAACAGCUUUCUCCUGCGAGGGACCUUGAGCAUGUCCAAUUGCGUCAUCAUUGGCAUUUGCGGCAAGGCUGCCUCUCCUGAAAAGCAAGGGAUGCUGCAGUCUGCCAUGGGCUUGGUUGUCCAAGUAAGCUCCGCUCUCGGCCCGCCGGCAUUCCUUACA